Amoebophrya sp. A120 is the source of this 1734-nucleotide messenger RNA. The record is from the annotation of a GenBank genome assembly. Lineage: Eukaryota; Dinophyceae; Syndiniales; Amoebophryaceae.
AGAAGACCCAAUAAACGUACUACUAACUUGGUCUUGUAAGUAGAAGUCGAUAAAUGUAAGUAGUGUAAGGGUAAGCGCAACUGCAGCCACCGUCGCCUCAACAUCAACACGAGUCUCGUCUCUCUCAGUUUAGCAACAUCAAAAGUUUCUCUGGCUCAGCAGAUCUUUCUUCACAGCGGCAUCUUCAAAUUCAUCCCUCAUCAGAAAGAAAGCCUGUGUGCUUUGUCGGUAAUGGAAACGAAUGCGAUCACCUCCCGGCGCGUUCCACUUCAAAUUGUGGUGUGCGCCGAUGAGAAUGAAGUGGCGCGAUGGCUAACUAACGCAUACGCACGUGCUCGCACUCCGCUUGCGGAGGUCCGGAAGGAGGACGAGCAGGUCGGGCAUAAUUUGCUCUUGCGGGCAGGUGAGGAGGAGAGCAAGAGACGCAAAGUCGAAAGUUCUGGCGCCGUCGCGUUGACCGAGGCGAUGUCGGGCGGAAUGAACCGACACACGAAAGACGGAUAUUCUUUUCCCGAUACCGCCGUGUUUUUUGAUGUCAUGGAAACUGCUGACCGCGUGCAAGCGUGGCUGGAGUCCUUCCUUUUUCCUCCGUGCCAGGGCUGGAAAGUUAAGGCAGUCAUGAGCAGUGUAUGCUGUGGUAUACGAGCGGCCGUCUGUGUCCUAGCCGUCCGAACGCCACCCGAGCAGUGCACUUCUAAGAGCAAUAUUUUGAUGCAAGAUGCUAAAAAGCCUAAGUCAGCGGAGCUUACCACCCCGGGCACAGAUACGUCGGCGACGACUGCAGUAAAGAAAGGAAAAAAUAAUAAAUUGGAGCAUGUUGGCGUGAAAGAUGUUGAAGCGCAAGCUAUUCCAGACGAAGCUGCUACUGAGGAAGAGCCUGUGCGCUACCUGCAGUUGCGCGACAUGACGGGGAGCCUGUUCCAAGUGAAAAUCAAUGAGGAGCUCUUUCAACCACUUGUCGUUCCCACCAACAUGAGUCUCCGCAAAGCAAAGGACCAUUUGCAGCGCUGCUUUUCAAAGCAACCGCGUCCGCUUUUGCACGGCCUCAGCGUCUGCACGUCAGACAACGAUGAUGAAAGUGAGGAGAAAAUGACCGCCGACCAAGAAGACCACGACUAUGAAGUAAGCGAGGAGCUCUCCGAGCAGUCAGCGAGCAGGUUAACCAGAUCGAAUUUGCUGUUGCGCCCCAGAACAAACAGCGGCCCGCUGGCUCGUCAGCGAAAGCGAGGGAAAACAGACGAAGACGUGCGCAGUGCGUUCGGGGCGGGAAGUUGUGCUGCCAGUCAGGCCGCUUUUAGCCCAGGUGCGGAGCCUUCAACUUCCGAUGGAAAGCUUGCCAAGGACGAGCUUGCCGAAGAGCCUGAGGAAGAUCCCGAAGAAGCGCUUGUGGGAAGCCUCUGCUGCGCAACGGAUACGGACCUGGCGCUGUUGUUUCCGUGCGAAGAGCAGGAGGGAACUGCCGAGGAAGGCGGUGACCAACAUGAAAAUGCAGCUGCAGGCGGGAACUGAGCAAGAGGUGGAAGCAGACGAUUGCAUUUUCAGUGGGUGUGAGUUAGUGUUAAGUACUUUGAGUGUUUGGAGUUGACUUGUGGUUGUCGACGAUAAUAUUUCAAAAUUAUUUAUACUUGUGCAUUGUCCCCAACCGACGCGGACACCUUACUUCUCCAUGCGAGCAACUUUUUUUGGAUACCUCUGACUUGUCCUCCGCCUGGAAUAUUCGCAUGGAAGAUCCAU